This is a messenger RNA of Chondrus crispus (carragheen), 1109 nucleotides long. RefSeq lists its product as hypothetical. Gene Ontology annotation, molecular function: DNA-binding transcription factor activity. The coding region runs from base 1 to 936 and encodes 311 amino acids. Gene Ontology annotation, biological process: regulation of DNA-templated transcription. The record is from RefSeq and is a predicted model, not a curated record. Lineage: Eukaryota; Rhodophyta; Florideophyceae; Gigartinales; Gigartinaceae. The transcript is spliced from 2 exons.
AUGCCCGACUCGCCUCGCCACUUUCCAUCCAUCCCUCCCCGACCUCCACGCACGCUCUUCUCCACUCUCACACGGUCGCCGCCGAGUCUUCUCGCCGCGACUCAACUCCAUCAACCCCCUUCCAAACCCCCUCCUACUCCUCAUCUACGCUUUCGUACAAGCGGCGCGCCCAUCGACUUCGCUUUCCACAGCUCCGCUUGUCACUUUCUCGAGGUGCCUCCCGCGUCCGUCAUGGAUCUGUCACUGCUCGACUCCUUCGCCGAUGCCACGGGGCUACUACUAGAGGAUGCCUCUCAGUCCUCCGACCCCUUCCUCACAGGCUCGGACCCAUAUGUAUCCGAAGGUAGCCCCUCCCCCGACAACUACCUCUUCCUGUCUCCAGACCCGUUUCUCAACGACCCGCCCCUGGCCCCGGAGCCCCAGCCCCACGCAAAGAACGAGCUCAUCCUACACCCGUUCGACAUCCCGGCCAUGCCUCUUUCCGCAUCAGGCCCUGGCCCGCUCGUGCCUUCGCACGCCGUCGCAGCUCCCCUCUCCAGUGAUGGCCAGGAGAAUCGCGCACGCGUCAGUAACGGCACCGAGAAGAGGGACCGCCCGAGGACCGGUGGAGUCAAGAAAGGCGUCAUGAAAAAGACCGUGGCGACGUCGGCGUCUCCAAAAAGGGCCGUAAAGGCAGAGGAUGUGGAUGUCAAUAUAGUCAAGGACAAGCUGGCUAAGAGGAAGUUGCGUAACAAAGAGAGCGCUAGGCGGUACAGGGAAAAGCAGGUUGCACGGAGACGGCAGCUCGAGAACUAUACAAGAAGCUUGACGGAGCAGAACAGAGAGUUAGAGAAUUUGCAUGAUCGCUUGUUGACCCUCACCUGUGAAAGACGGAUGAGAGGGCUCGAGGUCCCUUUCGCCCAGGUCGCGGAUGCUAUCCCGCCGGGUGUCCUAUAGGACUGCGUCUACUUUCUUUAACUCGCGAAUCUAUAUUUGUUCGUUUUUGUGCGUUUUAGCUGACUUAACUGUAUGGUAUCUAGCUAGAAAUGGUGACAUCACUGUAUACCUAGUUGAUUUUUGGGAGCUGUUUGUAGGGAAGGUCCUCACAUAAAUACUUCGAUUUCUGCCCU